Amaranthus tricolor (Joseph's coat) is the source of this 1502-nucleotide messenger RNA. RefSeq lists its product as uncharacterized. NCBI's taxonomy places the organism in Eukaryota, Viridiplantae, Streptophyta, Magnoliopsida, Caryophyllales, Amaranthaceae. Bases 113 to 1153 code for a protein of 346 amino acids. Gene Ontology annotation, biological process: peptidyl-lysine dimethylation; peptidyl-lysine monomethylation. The transcript is spliced from 7 exons. Gene Ontology annotation, molecular function: protein-lysine N-methyltransferase activity. Gene Ontology annotation, cellular component: cytoplasm. The record is from RefSeq and is a predicted model, not a curated record.
UCAUUUCAAUACUCCAAUCAAUUUCUCUUCCUCUUCUUGUAGGGUUUUAAUCUAUCCUCCAUUCUCUCUCAUCUCUCUUGAUAAACUCGAUUUUCUUCGCAAAAACUGAUCAAUGGCGGGAAUUAAGCUUCCUCCACCAGAAGAAACUGCCGAGCUUUCUCAACAAAGAACUUCGACCACCGGAGAUCUCAUCUCCGACGAUGAUCGCUCAAUCGCCGCCGAUUCCUGGUCAAUUAAGAGCGAGUAUGGUAGUACUUUGGACGAUGAACAACGUCAUGCUGACGCUACUGAAGCUCUCGCUGCUGCUAAUCUUCGUCCUUCUUCCGAGUAUAGUUCAGACAAGGAUUCAGAGAAAGAUGAGGAAGAUGGUGAUGGGAUUGCUUCAAUGCUGGGUCUUCAAAGUUAUUGGGAUGCUACAUAUUCUGAUGAGCUUGAGAAUUUCCGUCAACAUGGUCAUGCUGGUGAAAUUUGGUUUGGGCCUGAAGUCAUGGAGACGGUCGUGUCUUGGACAAAGAACUUGUGCAUGGACAUUUCUCGCCGUCACUUACUGAACCAUAUUGGUGUAGAAAAGAUGGAAUCUAAUGAUAAUGAAGUUCACGACCUGUCAAGCUGGAGUGUACUUGACCUUGGGACCGGCAAUGGUUUGCUUCUUCAAGAGCUUGCUAAGCUUGGGUUCUCGGAUUUAACUGGGGUUGACUACAGUGAAGGGGCUAUUGACCUUGCUCGUGGUCUUGCUGAGAGGGAUGGAUUUAGUAACAUUACAUUUAUGGUUGAUGAUGUUCUUGACACCAAAAUAGAAAGACAGUUUAAGCUUGUAAUGGAUAAAGGAACCUUGGACGCCAUUGGCCUGCAUCCUGAUGGCCCUAUCAAAAGGCUAAUGUACUGGGAUUCGGUUGCAAAAGUUGUUGCCCCAGGGGGAAUAUUAGUUAUAACUUCGUGCAACAGUACUAAAGAUGAGUUGUUGCAAGAGGUAGAGAGCUUUAAUCAGAGAUCUGCUGGCACUUACGUCGACUCUGACACCUCAACUGACCAAGAUGCUGCGACAAAUCCUGUCCUUUUCCAAUAUGUCGACCAUGUUCGAUCAUACCCGACAUUUAUGUUUGGAGGAGUUGAAGGAUCGCGUGUUGCAACGUUAGCUCUUCUGCGCAACUGAAGAUCAGUAGAUCUAAUAACAGGCAUAUGUUUCUUCUAACUGGUUCUUUAUUAUAUGGGUUCUAGUUUGUGGGUGGCAGUAUGGAACUAUGAAAGAAGUGCCUGCAAACUGAUGCAUGUCCACAGAUCUCAAUUGAUUUUUAUGAUUCGACUUAGUUUAACAUGUUUUGCAUGGAUUGUCAAAAUACAAGGGAAACUCUAAUGUUGUAGAAGGCUUGUUUUGUAAAUUAUAAUAUGGUUAUUGGCGGUUUUGGGUUUAUUUAUGUUUCAAAUUUUUUUACCAAAAUGCUACUCAAAGUGAAAUAUAGUAAAGCUCACGAAUAUGAAAUCCUUUGCCAAAUGUUCAUUCA